CAGAUGACGGAGUAUAAGCGAGCCAUGUUUCAAGAGGACGAAGUGCUGGAUGCCACUGGGGAUGGGAGCAACACAUCUCCGGACAGCGUAGAGGUGGGCUUCCGGAAAGGGGAUGGCCUCCUGCUGAGUCGCCUUGGCUCCCAAAUCCAUCUGAAGUUGGUCUUCUGGGUGAUUUCCCUCUUCGUGGCGGUUCUGCUGCUGAGUACAAUCAUAGCCAUGGCCAUCCAGUACAGUAAAGAUCCCUCGCAUACAACCUGCCUUACCGAAGCCUGCGUCAUUGUAGCUGGUAAGAUCUUGGAAGCUCUGGAUCCAGGCGUCAAACCCUGUGAUGAUUUUUACCAGUAUGCCUGCGGGGGAUGGAUCAAGAGGAACCCACUGCCGGACGGGCGCUCCAAGUGGAGUACCUUCAACAGUAUUUGGGACCAGAACCAGGCCAUCAUGAAACACCUGUUGGAAAAUGCCACUUUUAACUCCAGCAGUGAGGCUGAAAGGAAGACCCAGCGCUAUUACUUGUCCUGCCUCAGAGAACAGAAGAUCGAGGAACUGGGGUCUCAGCCACUGAUUGAUCUGAUUGAGAAGAUUGGUGGUUGGAACGUCACUGGCUCCUGGAACCAGACCAACUUCAUGGACGUCCUGAAAUUGGUCUCUGCCACCUAUCGCGCUUCUCCGUUCUUCAGUGUUUUCGUGGGACCUGAUUCUAAAAGCUCCAACAGCAACAUCAUCCAGGUGGAUCAGUCCGGCCUAUUUUUACCAUCACGAGACUAUUACUUGAACAAGACAGCCAACAAGAAGGUGUUGUCUGUCUACCUGGAGUACAUGGUGGAGCUGGCGAUGCUGUUGGGAGGAGCCAGAAGCUCAGCGGAAGAACAGAUGGGGCAGGUGCUGCUCCUGGAGACCGAGUUGGCCAACAUCACCGUCCCGCAAGAUGAACGGCGAGAUGAUGAGAAGAUUUACCACAAGAUGACCAUUGCUGAGCUGCAGGUUCUUGCCCCUGCGAUUGAGUGGCUGGACUUCAUCUCAUACUUUCUCGCACCACUAGAACUAACGGAUGCCGAGCCAGUGGUGGUCUAUGGGAAGGAGUAUUUGGAGCAGGUGUCACACCUCAUCAAUAACACUGACAAAAGCGUUUUGAACAAUUACAUGAUUUGGAAUCUGGUUCAGAAGACAGCUUCCAGCCUCGAUCAGCGGUUUGAGACGGCCCAGGAGAAGCUGUUGGAGACUUUGUACGGUACCAAGAAGUCCUGCACACCUCGCUGGCAAACGUGCAUUUCCAACACGGAUGACACCUUGGGUUUCGCCCUCGGGGCCCUUUUUGUAAAAGCCACGUUCGACCGACACAGCAAAGAGAUUGCUGAGGACAUGAUUGCCGAAAUCCGUGCAGCCUUUCAAGAGUCACUAAACAAUCUUGACUGGAUGGACAAGAAGACAAAGCAAGCUGCGAAGGAGAAGGCUGAUGCCAUCUAUGACAUGAUUGGCUUCCCCGAGUUCAUUUUUGACAACAAGGAGCUGGAUGAUGUCUACGAUGGGUAUGAAGUCUCGGAAGACUCUUUCUUUCAGAAUAUGUUGAAUUUCUACAACUUCUCGGCCAGGUUUAUGGCAGACCAACUGAGGAAGCCUCCCAACCGGGACCAGUGGAGCAUGACCCCCCAGACCGUCAACGCUUAUUACCUGCCUACCAAGAACGGCAUCGUCUUUCCUGCAGGCAUCCUCCAGGCUCCAUUCUACGCCCACAACCAUCCCAAGGCCCUCAACUUCGGAGGCAUUGGCGUCGUGAUGGGGCACGAGCUCACCCAUGCUUUCGAUGAUCAAGGCCGAGAGUACGACAGGGAAGGGAACCUGCGUCCUUGGUGGCAAAACUCAUCCCUUGAGGCCUUCAAGAACAGGACGGAGUGCAUGGAGGAACAAUACAGCAAAUACCUUGUCAAUGGAGAGCACGUCAACGGCAAACAGACUUUGGGAGAGAACAUUGCUGACCACGGGGGCCUGAAAGCCGCUUACAACGCUUACAAAGCUUGGCUGAAGAAGAAUGGGGAGGAAAAACACCUGCCCUCCGUGGAUCUUACGAGUCACCAACUCUUCUUUUUAGGAUUCGCACAGGUGUGGUGUUCGGUGAGGACCCCAGAGAGCUCGCACGAGGGCCUGAUGACAGAUCCCCACAGCCCUGACAAGUUCCGGGUCAUCGGCACUCUCAGCAACUCCCGGGACUUUUUAGAGCACUUUGAAUGCCCGAUAGGCUCUUUCAUGAACCCUGGGAAAUAUUGUGAGGUAUGGUAG
Molecule: messenger RNA, 2274 nt
Organism: Thamnophis elegans (Western terrestrial garter snake)
Lineage: Eukaryota; Metazoa; Chordata; Lepidosauria; Squamata; Natricidae
Gene: ECE2
Product: endothelin converting enzyme 2
Exons: 18
Coding region: 4-2274 (756 amino acids)
Biological process (GO): protein processing
Cellular component (GO): plasma membrane
Molecular function (GO): metalloendopeptidase activity
Source: RefSeq, a predicted model, not a curated record